Messenger RNA from Scophthalmus maximus (turbot), 4375 nucleotides. It is a transcript of the gene nim1ka, whose product is annotated as NIM1 serine/threonine protein kinase a. Gene Ontology annotation, cellular component: cytoplasm. Lineage: Eukaryota; Metazoa; Chordata; Actinopteri; Pleuronectiformes; Scophthalmidae. Gene Ontology annotation, molecular function: tau-protein kinase activity; protein serine/threonine kinase activity; ATP binding. Gene Ontology annotation, biological process: microtubule cytoskeleton organization; protein phosphorylation; intracellular signal transduction. The record is from RefSeq and is a predicted model, not a curated record. Bases 2161 to 3612 code for a protein of 483 amino acids. The transcript has 7 exons.
GACAUGGAUGAGCCAGAUGCAGUAUGUCCCUCAGGAGCUAUUGGAAACCAGAGCAAGGCUGAAGUGAAAAAUGAAUCUUGAACUUCAAUUCAUGAGGUGACCAGAAACUCAAAUAAAAAUCGCUGUACACAGUGAUCUGCAGCCAUUUAAUCCCCUUUAAUCAUAACUGUGUCAGUGUUGUGCCUGAUUCUACUGUCCCCCAGUGGCUAAAAUCUGAUAUUGUAGAUCUGAGGAAAUUGUAAUAGAGACUAUAAUAAUGCUCAUAAGCCACACAUUUUGGACAACUCUUUUUUACCGCCAAAUUAAUACAAUAAAGAUGCUGGGGUACCAUUUGACUAACAAAUAAAGUUCAUCGUAGUUCAUCAGCUCUGCUACCUGAGGAAUCCCAGGGAUCAAUACCUCUCAAAACUGUUUUACAACAGGAGCUUGACUUCACUUUGUACAGCUAAUAAAUGAGAUUUACAUAAAAUAGGAAACAUUCUUUGUUGAUACCAAUGGGGUGAAUUUGGGUAUUACAUCAGCCCAAGGAUAGCAUUUGAAUAAGAAUAGAAUACAAAUAUUAUAAAUUAAAAUGUAUCUAUGUAGAACAAUUAGAUAAAGAAUAUAAUUUACAGGACUGCAAUAUGUGUGACAGAUGUAUAAGAGCAGCAAGUCCGAGUAAAUGACAAAUACAAUAUACAAUGAAAUGCCUAAUACCAUUACUACUACUAAUAGUAAUAUAUAGCAGUAUAUAAUCCUGAAAGAAUAACAAUGUGUAUUCUGUGCAAAUUUCAACUCCAGUCUAGUGCAGAAGAAGUGGGGGAGUAGUGACACUCAGUGGGGGUCGGUUGUUGGGCAACGAAUCAACAAACCGACAUGCAGAAUAUGUGACAGAAUAUUACUCAUCUCUGCUAUAACACUUUACAUUACAAACACAAAAAAAGUUAUGCUAUUAUCACACUGAAUUAAAACUAGGGCUGCUUCUCUAUUGUGAGGUCAUGUCAGCAGGCUAACCUAAUACUGAUGUACACAGAAGCUUAUGAUAGCCAAAAAUCUAAUCUGAAUUGUUUUCAAUUUAAUCAAGUAGCAUAUAUUAACCCAAUUAAGGUGCUCCGUCUUAAGAUAGAGAAAGGAACUAUGUUUACUCUCACAGAAGAGUAAAGAUGAGGUAUUAACCAUGUAUCUGUGGAAUCCUUUGCAGGGCCCUGUUCCCCUGACCCCACCGUGAACCUCUGCCUGUGCGUGACACACACACACGCGCGCACACACACACACACACACACACACACACACACACACACACACACACACACACACACACACACACACACACACACGGGUCGAGUUACCUGCCGGCUGCCCCUCUGCUGUGGACAAACCUCGGAGGUGGCCGACUGAACUUAAACGCAUCCUGCGGCCCCGUCUGCAGUUCUCGCCUCUCAUUGGCUGAGAGACGCGCGGCGGACUCUCUCGGACCGCCGCUGAUUGGCCGACCCACCCUUCAGUCACGCGGAUUCCCCUUCCCAACAGACUAAACCAAGGGGGGCAGCUGCAGCAGGAGCCAGUGCGGCUCAAUGUCACCGGGCGCAGGAGAAGAUGUUUCACAGCGACGUCGAUAAUGCGUGUCGCCACAGGCCCGUGACGACACUCAUCCAAGUUGUCUACACUUAGGGCCCCGUGGCUGUGCCCUGACACUAUCAUCUGUUCAGCCUCUUUUCUCCAACCCUCCAUCUCCUCAUCCCUCCUCCUCAGCCUGUGACCUAUUUAUACCCUGGGGGACUCAAAAGAGCCCAUUAAAGCUCCGCAGAUCUCUUCAGAGACAACCAUGAAGCCAAUAACCCAUGAUCUGUCUGAUCUCCAGCCUUGGCACCUUUUCUUCAAUAUAUAAAAUAAGGAGAUGAUGUUCCACUGUGGCGAGGACAGGUCGCAGCUGCAGCACGUUUGAGGAAUUUAGGAUGCGGCGGGAUGGUUCUGCGGACUGCAGCUUCUGUCCGGGUUUAGAUGAAUGAAAAGAAAACACAUUCAUAACAUGUGUUUUUUUGAUGUAGCUUUCUCACUGGCAAUGGUAUUCGGGCAAGGACACUGAAGGGAUUUUCCUGCUCAAAGGCUCACAUAUGUGAAGUCAUGCAUCACUCCCAGCCAUGAGCUAAGUGUGCUCCACCCUUUGGUGUGCCGUGCAGGAUGACCGCUGUCUGCCCCUCUGAGAGCAGUCCAGAAGGUACUGAAGCUGGGGCUGGGACAGCAGGCUCCAGGGGGUCGGGGCCCGCAGGCACCGCCGGGAGCAGCUCAGUUUCUGGGGCCGAGGUCGGGGAGUCCAAGGGAGACUCUGUCGGAGGUUCUGUCGGAGGCACGGUUGUGGCUACUGGUGGCCAAAGGUACACCCGCUGGAGCCGCCAGGACAGCUCCGACAUCAACACGGACGAUGAGGGAGCCACCAUCCGCCGCCUCACUCCACUGGAAAGGCUGAACCUGGAUAUGUGCCAGGACGAUAGGGUCGUCCGUGAGCUAACAGUGGGAAGAAGAAUCGGCUUCUACAAAAUUCGAGGAGAGAUCGGUUGUGGAAAUUUCUCCCACGUCAAGCUAGGAAUCCAUGCCCUCACCAAAGACAAAGUGGCCAUAAAGAUCCUGGACAAAACCAAGCUGGAUCAAAAGACCCAGAGGCUGCUGUCCAGAGAGAUCUCCAGCAUGGAGAAACUUCACCAUCCCAACAUCAUACGCCUCUAUGAGGUGGUGGAGACGUUGACGCGGUUGCACUUGGUGAUGGAGUAUGCAGGCGGAGGGGAGCUCUACACCAAAAUUACCACAGAAGGGAAACUUUCUGACACCGAUUGCAAGAUUGUCUUCGCUCAGAUCCUCUCUGCUGUUCAACAUAUGCAUGAAAGCAACAUCAUCCACCGUGACCUGAAGGCAGAAAAUGUCUUCUACACCAGCAGCUCUUGUGUCAAAGUGGGGGACUUUGGGUUUAGCACACUGAGCCGCCGCGAUGAGACACUAAACACGUUCUGCGGCUCUCCACCUUACGCCGCGCCCGAGCUCUUCCGGGACGAGCAUUAUGUUGGCAUCUUUGUAGACAUCUGGGCCCUCGGCGUGAUGCUGUUCUUUAUGGUGACAUGCACCAUGCCAUUCAGGGCGGACACAGUGGCCAAACUCAAGCGAUGCAUCCUGGAGGGGGCCUACAUCCUGCCCUCCUGGGUGCCAGAGGCCUGCCAGAGGCUGAUCAGAGGAAUCCUUCAACCCAUACCGUCUGACCGCUGCACAGUGGAGCAGAUGAUGGGCUGUGAAUGGCUUCUCCCUGUGGACUUCCCGCGGGCCAUGGAGCCCUUUAGACUAGACCCGUCCUACCUUGCAGAGAGCGAUCCAUCUGAACUCAGAGAGGAAGGGAUGGAGGUAAAAGCAGCACUGGAGACACUAGGAAUCACCUCUGAACACAUCCUCAACAACCAGGGGAAAGACUGCAGGAGCUCCAUCACCGGGGUCUAUAGGAUCCUGCUACACCGCGCUCACAAGAGACGGGCAGUUGAGAGCGCGCCUGCGGUCACAAAGGUAGUCGGAACAACUACAACAAGGAAAAAGGAACGACUAAAAGUGUACCGUAAUUUACGGCACACAUCAAAACUCUGUGUGAUUCUGUGACAAAGUGCUCUGCUUCACUCUGGAAAGUAAUUUAAUUUAGCGUCUCGGAUGGGACUGCAUGGACUUCAUUAGAAAUAAAAAAUGCUUUUCAGUUCAGCAUUAUACGGUAAAUGGAAACCAAGGUAUAUAACCCUACUCUGCUCCUGAAAUCUGGGAUUUCUUACUUUAGUAUCUCUUAUAGUAAGUGAAUUUAGUCUCUGUGAGAAUGUUGCUACCAGUGAUAUCAUUCCUGUCUCGUUUUUUGACAGGGACCUAUUCCUCAUGAGAUAAGAUGGCAUUCAUAACUUUUAUUUGGGUCACGGAGGCCAGAUAGUUGUAGCCCACUCCCAUUCUAUGCUUAGUUGUCAUGUGACAUCAAUGAGCCCAAUGAGAAAUCAAUGUAGCAUAAAUCUUACAGAAAAGAUUUAGAGAUCCACAUUAUGGUGAGGCGAUGAAGUGGUGAAGCAUGGAGUCAGUACAUGAAAUGUGUUUUUAAUGAUUAAUUGCACUUUUCUUCGAUGCCUUAGUUUUCUAUAAUGCUGUGAAAUCAGACAGACUGUUUUUUUUAACUCAUUUUGUUUUUAGCUUUCACUUCUUCCCCCUGUUGCCUGAAAAAAAGUCAAUACAAGACAUUAAGCUUUAAAAACCAACACACCAACCACCAAAGUUUUGAUUUGUCAUUUUGUCAUGUGGCAAAAUUCAUUUUCAGUUCUGUGCAUUUUUUUUAAUCAUCUGAUGCCAUGUCCAUGAUAAUGUGUUGACUAAAAUAAAUUUAAAAAAUGAA